AUAUUUCUCAACACUUUCACAAACUCUGCUUGAAUUAACUAACUCCUCACAGAAACGAAAAUGCAAUCCUUGUCACUCAGACUGGGCAAGAGGCUCUCCGAUGCUUCCAAGCCUCACUGGAGAAUCUCACCAAACCUUCUCGCUCAUGCAUCAACCACCUCUUCCUCCCCUUCCCCACCGUCAACUCCGAUCUCCGCCGCCUCCACUCUCAACAACCUCCUCUCCGCUCCAUGGUCCGCAUCUCAAACCCGCGGAUUGACUUUCUCCGGAUCUCAUGUUCCACCUCAUAGCGUAGCUGGUUAUGCCACAGUUGCUGCUACUACAGAAGAUGACAUCAAAAGGAAGGAGCGAAACAGUGGAUUGAGGAAUCAAGGCAUAAAGACAAAGAGAGAGCAGCUCCUAAAAGUUACUGCAGUUGUUCCCCUUCUUUUAGUAUACCCAAACGCCUAUUCACUGCUCGCGGCAAAUUUCUUCGUAUUCUGGCACAUAAAUGCAGGGAUCGAAGAGAUUUUGGCAGAUUAUGUUCACCAUGAAAUGACCAGGGAAUUUAUCUUCAUUUCUCUCAGGUUGUUCUUGAUAAUAGCUAUUAAGGAUGUUUUCUUAAACUUCGUAUUUGUGUGAUUGGAUAGAGCUUGGAUGCCGCUGACAUUGCCUUACAAUAAGAGCUCCCUGAGGAGCAAACUUGAGAAACCUGUUGAAUAGUUUUUUCCGCUUCUUCAACUUAGAGGCGAGGUAACAUGAUAACUUCAUGAUUUAUCAAAGUUAAUAGAUGAAUUAUAUUUUGCUUGACAA
This is a messenger RNA of Vicia villosa (hairy vetch), 792 nucleotides long. Its product is annotated as succinate dehydrogenase subunit 4, mitochondrial-like. Gene Ontology annotation, cellular component: mitochondrial inner membrane. NCBI's taxonomy places the organism in Eukaryota, Viridiplantae, Streptophyta, Magnoliopsida, Fabales, Fabaceae. The transcript has 3 exons. Bases 61 to 621 code for a protein of 186 amino acids. The record is from RefSeq and is a predicted model, not a curated record. Gene Ontology annotation, biological process: mitochondrial electron transport, succinate to ubiquinone; tricarboxylic acid cycle.